AUGGUGUUCGAGGAGGUGGAUGUCGAUGCUUUGGCGGACUUUCUGGAAGGAGGAAAUGUCAUGCAAUGUUCUACAUCUACUAGUAGUCCUGUUCCGAAUUCCACAUGUUCUACUAGGGCCACAGACCAUGAACGACAAUCCACCGCCGCCACUGUAACGACAACCACAACGACAUCAGAACAACUGGUGGUAGCUACGUUGGUUCCGCAGGAAUCCUCCUCUACAGAAGAAGAUGAUGAAGAUGACACCAUACAAGUUGUACAUGUAUCAACUCCAGCAACCAUCAAUACGGGCACGACGGUGUAUCUGGAAGCCAAGCCGUUGACAGUUCGUCACUCGUUGGAAGUGUUUCUGUGCAGCCGCAAGGGUCGUUGGUUUGUCGCUGGAUUUCUAUUGCUCAUUGUCGUGGUAGUGGGAGGAAUCACUCUGGUAUUUCUACGCCAUCACGACAAUCAGCAUCAAAGCCAUCAUUCCAACGACGACGACGACAACAACAACAAUAGUAGCACAGAAAUAGAAAUACAAGAAACUCCAGAACUACGAGGAGACGCCGAAACCAGUCCUUCUGUCAUUCUUCCCAUCGAUAUAGCCACCAUCAACAUCACCACCACCAACAUCACCAACAUCACAAGUAACAGUACAACACCCACCACACCCCUACUAGCAACUGUCACUCCUAGUCCCACCAAUCCACCCACCACGGAACUCGAAGGAUACGUCCGAUCUCUCUUGUACAUUCCAGCCACACAAAUGGCUCUCCGCAAUGCAUCUUCUCCACAAUCCAAAGCACUCCAGUGGUUGCUACAAGACAUUGAAUACAGGCAUGACGACUCCAACAACAACAGCACACUACAGUUACUCCCCUACUCGGAACAACGAGCCCGACAACGAUUCGCAUUGGCCACACUCUUUUACGCCACACGCGGUGUGGGAUGGCAGUUUCAACAACAUUGGCUGCGACAACAUGACAGUAUUCACGAAUGUCAAUGGUACACAUCAUUGUCCCACGAGACAACAACAGUCAGUCCUUGUGACGACCAGGACCAGUUUGUACGAUUGGUAUUGAUUGGAAACAUUCUCCAAGGAACCAUUCCUCCCGAUCUGGGGUAUCUCACGUCGCUGGUAGAAUUGCGAUUGCAAGGAGACAACUUUUUCAAUCGAGACUACCAAUUCCUUCAAGGCACCAUCCCACAUGAGUUAGGAGAACGACUGACGCAAUUGCAAUUCCUCGAUCUCUCCAAAAAUGGAUUGACGGGAUCCAUUCCACACACACUGGCGCACUUGACACAACUCGAGGUACUCCUCUUGUUGGAGAAUCAACUCUCGGGGACCAUUCCAUUGGCGCUCUUGUCAUGUCAUUAUAAUGACAACAACAAUACACUAGUAGAGUUGGAGAAGUGUCCCAUGCAAAAAUUGCAAGAAAUUCGACUCUACUCCAAUCUACUCACAGGAACAUUGCCCGCCACCGAAUGGACACGAUCACUCACGGUACUCGAUUGGUCCAACAAUCUGUUCACAGGGACCCUCCCUACGGAAUUGGCCGCGCUCCCUGCGCUCAGAGUAUUGGAUUUGCAAAAUUGUCUCUUCACUGGAGUCCUACCCACAACAUUGGGAACCUUUGCACAAUCACAAUUGGAAUUCCUCAAACUCAAUGACAAUCGAUUCACGGGAGUCAUUCCCAGUGAAUUGGGACAAGUGUCUUCGUUAAAGUGGCUGCUGUUGAAACAGAAUCAUCUCGUGGGGACGAUUCCAACCGAACUCGGAGGAUUGAUGGGUGUGGCGUGGCUCCUCUUGAAUCAUAAUCGUCUUUCGGGCACCAUCCCCACCGAGUUUGGACAAUUGAACAGUGUACGCUUCUUGCGACUGCAUGAAAACGAUUUGACAGGACAAGUACCACAAGAUGUAUGCACGCUACAAGCCAACAAUUGGUGGUUCUUCUUGAUACAGGUCGAUUGCGACGAGGUGGCAUGUGAUUGUCGAUUGUGUCUUUGCGAGUUCAACCCGAUUGGAGGAUUAUGA
Seminavis robusta is the source of this 2019-nucleotide messenger RNA. The record is from the annotation of a GenBank genome assembly. NCBI's taxonomy places the organism in Eukaryota, Bacillariophyta, Bacillariophyceae, Naviculales, Naviculaceae.